Molecule: messenger RNA, 3533 nt
Organism: Monascus purpureus
Lineage: Eukaryota; Fungi; Ascomycota; Eurotiomycetes; Eurotiales; Aspergillaceae
Source: the annotation of a GenBank genome assembly
AUUCGAGUCAUUUGCUCUUUUUGGGCAAUCGAAGGCGGUGAAUGGAAACAGGCUAUUAUGCCGCCGCCUGCCGCCUCCAGAAGAACGACUUUGUCUCCUCCUUAACUCCGGAUCUUCUCUUCUGCAACUUCUUGUCCAACCAAGCUAUUUAUUUAUUCUAUCCAUCAUGUCACAUCUCAGCCCGGAGGGUCAUAGAUAUCCCAUGGGUUCCGGUUCAUACAACAGAGACGGCAGCAUGUACGACGACCGCUCUCGCUCCCGCUCCCGAUCGCGUUCUGCUGCAGAUCGCAGGCACGGCUCGCCUGGCGGUAUACGCUCCUCCCUACAUGGUAGCAAUGAUCUUUUGACCGUGGAUAUAUUUUGAGAGGCGGGACAUAUUUCUAGUUUGACACUUUACUGAUUAUACGUCUGGUUUUCUUUGGCACACAAAGACCGUGAGCGCUCUCAAGGACCUACUUCGAACAGAAGACGCGACUAUUCCAGGGACCGAGAUUCUAGACGACGCUUCAGAAGUCGAGACCGAGAUGACUAUCGUCGGAGGCCGUCGAAGUCUCCUCCGCAGCACAGACGAGGAAGACCUGCGUACAGAGAUCGCGAUCGCGAGGGCUAUCGCUCGCCGCCAUAUGAUAGCCGCAGCCGCAGUCGCAGUCGCAGCCUCCGGCGAGGUCGAAACUAUGGCCAGGAAAGCAGAGAGGUUAUGAUGGACGGAUUGCCGGUGGAGAUGGCGGAAGAAGACGUUGGGCCAUCCUUCCUCUCCUCAAUCACUGCACUAGCUUAUUCAGCUGCGCUUCACACCCAACCGUUCUUGAUGUCAAGAUGCUGAGACGUGCAUGUCACCGGGACUUCCCCGGUUCAUGUGUUGAACAGAUUUCGAAUGAACUUGUACAGUAUUACCACAUCGAAGGACUUGAAGAGGUUCGAGUCAUCCGUGAUCGGCAGACUAAGAAAUCGCGACAACUGGGAUUUCUUCGAUUCCGAAGCAUCAGUGAUUCGCGUGCCUUCUUGGAACCCAACCACCCGUUUAUCUACUUUCACGGGCCAAAUCCUACUGGCCCCGGCCGUCGCAGAGUCCGGAUUGCAUACAGCCGUGAACGAGAGGAUAGAGCCCGAACAAAAUCCGAAGGCGACUGGGUCUGCAAAGUCUGUGCCAUUGUCAACUAUUCGACCCGUCAAAAGUGUUUUCGCUGUCAAACACCCCGGCCAGAAUCCGGCCCUGUCGGCCCUCCUGGUGCUCCUGCUCCCAAGGUAGAUAAUAAUGGCGACAAUGAUGCCGCAUCAGAGAACCAGCCAUCUCAGUUUCUCCUGUUCAGAGGGCUCGAACUUUCUGUUACAGAGGAAUUGCUAGCAAAAGGUGUUGCUAAGUUGUACCGGCCAGCAUCGAAUACCCAUGCCGAUGGUACAUCUGGUAAUCAAAAGAAAGGGGCCAAAGUAGCUUCCACAACAGGUGAUUCCAAUUUGGGGGCACGGGACGGCUCUAUCCGCCGAGUCUUGCUUGUGCGAGACCGCAAGAGCAACGAAAGUUGGCGCUAUGGUUUUGCUGAAUUUGAUACUGUUCAGGAUGCGCAAGCCGCCAUGGCGAGACUGAAUUCCUUCGAGAAAUUCACAAUCUCGUCAAAGCCGGUCCUGGUCAGCUACAUACAUGCUGGAGUAUUUGUCCCUGUGAUGAAUCCGACAGCCAGCAUGGACCGGUUCACGUUCAGUCCUCUGAACAACCCCCAUCUCAAACUUAUGUAUUGGGACGAGGAUGCGUAUGUCACGGAACUCAUGCUAUCAUCCGAGGAGCCAGAGAAGAAUCAGGGACAAUCGAAGGACCCGAUCACAGAAAGCCAGAUGAAAGGCGGUAAAGAGACAGAGAAGGCUAAGAAAAGAAAAGCGGAUGCUGCAGUUGGAAAUGGCGCUAAGAAGCUUGCAAUGCCCGCGCAUCUACAAUUUUGGAGCAAUCGCCAUGCUGAACUUCACGGCAUUCAGAAGGCUGGGAACGAGAAGAAAACUACAGAUGCGCCAGCAAUUGUUGCUCCUGAGAGGGGACUCUCGCCCGUGAAUUCAACGGCACCCCCGGCUCAAUCGUACGCUGACCUGAACCGCAACUGUUGUUAUCUCUGCAUGCGCCAAUUUAAGAGCUCGGCGGAAGUCAACAGACAUGAACGCCUCAGCCAGUUACAUCGGGAAAACCUGCAGAAUGAAGAAUUGAAGAUUAAAGCCAUGGGAAAACUUGCGAAACAUGGUAUUAUCCAGCAGACUUCAACAGAGUACCGGGAUCGUGCGAAGGAGAGACGCCAGGCAUUUGGCAGUUCUAAAACGACAGCCAAGGCCAAAAAGGCAGCCCCGGCGAAAGAGGAUGAACCUCCAGUCCAGACAUCAUCCAAGGGAGCUUCACUUCUUAGCAAGAUGGGUUGGUCCGCAGGCACGGCAUUGGGAGCACAAGGGACUGGUGUUACUGCUCCAAUCCCCACCGAGGUUUACGCGCAAGGCGUGGGUCUGGGGGCCGAGGGAAGCAAAUUGGGAGAUGCGGUUGAGGAGGCAGGACGGAAUACAAGAAACCGGUAUGAUGAAUUCUUGGAGAAGACGAAACAGACGGCCAGAGAAAGGUAUGGGCGGAUGGCUUGAAUGCGUGACGUAAUGUGUACACUGCAAAUACCAUAUUGUCGAAAUGGAAGCUUGCCGACCCUUAUUUCAUUGUCAGGAAAUUGGAAAGAGCUGUAUGAUGCGCUGCAACAGACCGUGCCAUAGUAGGAAAAGUGGACCAGCUUGAGUGGAGAGUAUAUUUAUGAUUCCAGAUGCAGUCCAUCAACCAGGAAGCACCGUACGCCUUAUGAAACAGAUAAUUUCAUACAAAACCAGUCGAUUCCUCGUCGGGGAUCGGUUGAACAAUGGGCAAUAGAAGAAAAUCAAGUCCUGGCCCCGUUAUUUUGACCAUCACCUUCCUUGCUCACGGUCUGUAACCGUUCUUUCUCUUUCUGAAACUCCCGUUCAGCCUUCUUCCCAAGUAUUGUAACAACCCAAGCCUCAAUCUCCUCUAACUCCUCAUCCGACUGGCCCUUCCCAGGCGUACUAAUACCACCCGCAAAAGUCUGCAUAGAAAUCCUCCUCAGAUCUUCCACAUUAUUGAUAUCCAGUGCAUACAGAACACCCCCCGAGAGAGCCAUUGAGAAAGACAGGACAUUGAGAGUAGCCAGACUGAGUGCUUCCACUGCAUCCGUUGCACUUGACACAUUCUCAAAUGGUUUAUGGUACACCGAGGAGGUGUAGUAAGGCGGGAUGGAAGCGAGGAUACGGCUCCUGGUGGCGCGGCGGGUUACCAGGAGGGAGAGAGCGAAGAAGGUUAGGCCGCCGUAGAGGAGUUUGAGGUUUCUGUUUAUUAUUGGUGUUGGAGAGGUAGUAGUAGCAGGUGUGGGAGGAAUGUCUGUGUCUGUUGGUGGGUGUUGUUGGUCAUCGUUCUUCGGGGCAUCAUCAGAUGGCGUUUGGCUUGGAGAUGGGGGUUUCGAUCCCCAGCCCAAAAACGAAAGCAUGGCAAACGAAUCCUUGGAGAGAUG